AUAUGGCAGAGGCGGAGAGUGCCCUCCUGGCUCGCAGCUUCUCCCCUUCGCUCGCCAUGCCCGGGCCAGGGCUUGGGGCGCUGUUGGCCGCUCCUAUCCUUCUGGCCUUGACCCUGGUCCUGUCCAGCCCUUGGCAUCCCUGGGAGCCUCCUCCUCCGCAGCCCCGGAGUUUGACACUGGAGCUGGAGCAGCGGCAGCGAGACCUGAGCAUCUUGGCUUCUUCUUCUCUGGAGGAAAAGGACAAGGAGGGCUGGCUGGGCUGCGCGGAGCUGAGCGGCGCUCGGGUUUUGGGCUUGGCGGGCGCAGGGAUUACUAAAGUGGUGCUGAAGGUGGCCCUGGGAGAGAGGGCUGGGGGCGGCGAGGUGGCCCUCAAGGCCGUGCAUUGGGCCGGAGGAGAUGUCCAGGGCUGCGUCCGGCGCUAUGGACACUUCGGAGGCUGCUACCGACUGGCCGCUGCCAAGCUGAUGAAGGAGGCGGCGUUGCUGCAGAGGAUGGACCACCCGGGCAUCGUCAAGCUGCUAGGUCAGUGCUCUGACAGUAGCCUCAGUGGUCCUGAAAUGAAAGUGGUCACCAUGCUGGAGUUGGGAAAGCCUUUGGAGAUGAUUCAGCUCCUGCAAACCCCCUGGGAAGAACGAUUUAAAAUUUGCCUGGAUCUGAUAGAACUUCUUUAUUACAUGUCAAAUUCUCCUCUUGGUCCCAUUGCUCUUCUGGAUUUCCAGCCCAGGCAGUUUGUUCUGGUGAAUGGGAGCCUGAAAGUUACAGACUUGGACGAUGUGACCACCACAGAAUUGCCAUGCCGGGCGGAUGAGGACUGUAUGCUCGAAUUCCCCACAAAAAACUUCUCCCUCCAAUGCACUCUGCAAGGGAAGUGUGAAGGUAUUAAUGAGAAAAGAAAUCUCUUCAAUGCAUACCGGUAUUUCUUCACAUACCUCUUACCACAUACCGCACCCGUCGCUUUGCAACCCAUUCUGAAGGACAUCUUGAAUGCCACAGGUGAUUUGCGAUAUGGAGUCAAUGAAACUCUGAGAGCCUUUCAGAAGGUUUUGUAUCUGUACAAGUCUGGUCUCUAUCUUCAGAGGAAAACAUCCAACUUAAGAGACUACAUUGCCCUAAAGGGAUUCCACAGUACAGACACAGACGACUACAAGUGUUGGCCAUCAAAGAGCCAUUUGGGAUGCAUGCUCUCGGUUCACAAUGCAGAGGAAGCUGCCACCAUUUGCAAUUCCCAUCCACAAUGUCAACACUUUUCCAUCAUGCUGCAGAAGACAUGGGCAGGACGUCCACUUGCUUUGUUUCAAAGUAACUUGUCUGACCUAAUUCCAGGGGGUCCCAUGGUGGUUUAUGUUAAACGAUCUGCAGCCUCAAAGAGAAACUUCUCCCAGGAAGCAUGAAAGAACCAUUUAAUGGAGGAAACAAAUCAAGGAAUAAUCCAUCAGGACUAAUUUCAUCCCCUUACAUUCAAAAGGAUAGCACAUUUUCUUUCUGCUGAGACAUGUUUCCCUCUCCAGGUUUGGCAGGAGCCGUUUUGAUGAGAAGUGCAGAUUUUGUGUGUCCGGUGCCACCUAUCCUACAACUACCUUGCCAAACUGUGAUUACAUAAUCUGUUUUGGCAGACAAAAGAUUCAUGUCAGCUGUACGGAUUGCUCUUUGCUGCACUACAAAAGCAUUUUACAAAACCAAAAAAUGGGGAUUUCAGUUGGGGUGGUUAUCUGUUCAAGCCCAAUUGGUACCUCCAUCUAAUGAAGUACGUAUGUAUGAGCGGUCCACUUAUUACAUAAAUUCAUUGAACCCGGUUUCAUUUAAAUGCAAAGAGAUUUGAAUACCAUAUAAUUUUUCUGGGGGACAUAACGAUGCCUAGAGAAGUGUUCCCUUUAGGUCUCCAGCCCAAGUCUAUGGUCAACCUCCAUGAGAUGUUCCACCAGAAGUUGACCAUAGAAUCAAACUGAAGGCCUAGAGAGAACACUUCUUCCCAUUUUCUAGGUCCUUCAGAGUCAUUCCAUGGUAGUCUUUAGCCAGAAGCCCCAACUUCAUUUCAAUUAGGAUUCCAGAUUAUGUGAAAAUUGUAUUAUGUGAAGUCAUAGAAUCAUAGAAUCAUAGAAUAGUAGAGUUGGAAGAGACCUCAUGGGCCAUCCAGUCCAACCCCCUGCUAAGAAGCAGGAAAUCGCAUUCAAAGCACCCCCGACAGAUGGCCAUCCAGCCUCUGCUUAAAAGUCUCCAAAGAAGGAGCCUCCACCACGGCCCGGGGCAGAGAGUUCCACUGCGAAACAGCCCUCACAGUGAGGAAGUUCUUCCUGAUGUUCAGGUGGAAUCUCCUUUCCUGUACUUUGAAGCCAUUGUUCCGUGUCCUAGUCUGCAGGGCAGCAGAAAACAAGCUUGCUCCCUCCUCCCUAUGACUUCCCCUCACGUAUUUGUACAUGGCUAUCAUGUCUCCUCUCAGCCUUCUCUUCUGCAGGCUAAACAUGCCCAGCUCUUUAAGCCGCUCCUCAUAGGGUUUGUUCUCCAGACCCUUGAUCAUUUUAGUUGCCCUCCUCUGGACGCUUUCCAGCUUGUCAACAUCUCCCUUCAACUGUGGUGCCCAAAAUUGGACACAGUAUUCCAGGUGUGGUCUGACCAAGGUAGAAUAGAGGGGGAGCAUGACUUCCCUGGAUCUAGAUGCUAUACCCCUAUUGAUGCAGGCCAGAAUCCCGUUGGCUUUUUUAGCAGCUGCAUCACAUUGUUGGCUCAUGUUUAACUUGUUGUCCACAAGGACUCCAAGGUCUUUUUCGCACACACUGCUGUCAAGCCAGGCGUCCCCCAUUCUGUAUCUUUGAUUUCCAUUUUUUCUGCCGAAGUGAAGUAUCUUGCAUUUGUCCCUGUUGAACUUCAUUUUGUUAGUUUCGGCCCAUCUCUCUAGUCUGUCAAGAUCGUUUUGGAUUCUGCUCCUGUCUUCUGGAGUGUUAGCUAUCCCUCCCAGUUUUGUGUCGUCUGCAAACUUGAUGAUCGUGCCUUCUAACCCUUCGUCUAAGUCGUUAAUAAAGAUGUUGAACAGAACCGGGCCCAGGACGGAGCCCUGCGGCACUCCACUUGUCACUUCUUUCCAUGAUGAAGACGAUGCAUUGGUGAGCACCCUUUGGGUUCGUUCGCUUAGCCAAUUACAGAUCCAUCUAACCGUAGUUUUAUCUAGCCCACAUUUUACUAGUGUCGAAGAAUGAAUCCCUCUUGAAAAGCACAGGCAUAAUGUCCCUCUUUUUGGGAUCUGUGGGGCUACCUAUAAUUUAAUAUUGCAAAAACAAUAACAUUUUAAAUCCCACUAUAUAUAUUUCACAGUAAAACAACAAACUGAGCAAUGUGUUUGACAUGUAAGCACCAUCCCCAAAAUCCAUUGGAUCCAAUGAGGAGCCAGUGCAGGACAUGAUGGCAGAACCCUUCUGCCUGUGCUGCUUGGUUGUAUUGCAACUUUUGGGUUAAAACUUAAAACCACAAAUAAAAAAACAACAACAUUGGUGCAAAGGCAUAACAGCAAUCCCUCUAUAAAGAAUUUACACUUUUGUCCCCUCCUAAAUGAACAGUAAAAAAUCUUCUAUCUUUUUCAAAGGGAAAAGGAACUAAUCAUUAUGCCUGACAAUUGAAGCUUCUUUUCCUUUUCAGGUCCUCUUCUUUUCUAAAAUUACUUAAUAAAACCAGAUACUUCACCCCCUCAAAAGUGCUUAACAGAGACUGAAAAUGUCUCUCUUUCCAAAUACUUACCUGCUAACUGACAUCUUCCACAGGAACACACAGAUCCAGACUACAACCCUCCAGGCAUUUCAGCCAUUUCUCAGUCAUUGUGGUCAAUUUACCUGUAAUUGUCAUUUAAACAAAUGUGUUCGAAUUCUCUACCAUUGACUAAUAUUGCUAUAUAUGAGCCAUCAGUUUUGUAAUACUUUCAAGUAAAGAAUAGGGUGGUGGAAGACCCAGAUGUUUUGUUUCAAUUGAUAGUUUUGGUUUGACAUGUUGCUUUUCUGAAAUUUUAAUAUCAACCUUGGAGGUUUUUCAGUGUUUCUUUCAGUGAAAGGGAUCCUACUGAGCAAAAUGUUCAAACUAUUUAUAUGUAUAAAGAAUAAAUUUUCAGUAUGAAAAUGA
Messenger RNA from Anolis carolinensis (green anole), 4101 nucleotides. RefSeq names its product extracellular tyrosine-protein kinase PKDCC. Gene Ontology annotation, biological process: peptidyl-tyrosine phosphorylation; skeletal system development. The transcript has 7 exons. Lineage: Eukaryota; Metazoa; Chordata; Lepidosauria; Squamata; Anolidae. The record is from RefSeq and is a predicted model, not a curated record. Gene Ontology annotation, molecular function: non-membrane spanning protein tyrosine kinase activity. Gene Ontology annotation, cellular component: extracellular region. The coding region runs from base 3 to 1391 and encodes 462 amino acids.